Ascochyta rabiei is the source of this 1440-nucleotide messenger RNA. RefSeq lists its product as uncharacterized. Gene Ontology annotation, molecular function: DNA binding. The record is from RefSeq and is a predicted model, not a curated record. Bases 1 to 1440 code for a protein of 479 amino acids. NCBI's taxonomy places the organism in Eukaryota, Fungi, Ascomycota, Dothideomycetes, Pleosporales, Didymellaceae. The transcript has a single exon.
AUGGCCCCUAACGCGCAAAUGGGUGCAGCGCGUCGCGGGCGCCCUGCCAAAGUCGCGGCGCCUGAGCCAGCCAUCCCCGUCGCAGUCACGGUUCCUCCCAACCCACCCAAGAAACGCGGUCGCCCGCCGAAAACGAAUACCGUAGAGACUGUCACAGUCGAGCCGCCAAAGAGGCGCGGCCGUCAACCCAACCCAAAGAACGACAAACCUAUCGCGCAAAUUGAUAGCGCAAUUAGACGUGGCCGCCGCUCGCUCGCCGCAGCAGAAGAAGCCAUAGCAGAGGCGCAUGUUUCCCCCAAGAGACGCCCUGGAAGACCCUCCAAAGCCACCAGCACCGCGGCUGCAGCAGAGGCGAUUGCGCCUAAGAAACGCGGUGGCCGUCCGCGCAAGGAGGAUGUAGUGCCUGAGGCUUUGAUCACACCCAAGCGCGGUCGUCGCCCUACGCUCGAUCUCAAUCGCGUCGCUGGCCCCUCACGAGUCACGAAGCGUACUUCACCGCGCUCGAAGCCUGUCGCCAGAGCUUCCAAGGUUGUUGCUGCGCCUCGUAUCAACCCUAAGAUGCGAUCGCGUCUUCGACAGCGCACUGCUCCCAUUGAGAAAGUGAAGAAGGAAGCUCUUCAGCCUGUCAAGAAGGCACGUGGCAGACCCAAGAAGGUCCAAGUUGAGGUCGGUCGUAAACCAAGCGCUCCCGUCCCGGCCGCUCCAGUCAAGAAGGUGACCGCACGACCCAAGACUGUUGCUCCUCGUAAGCGUCGCGGUUACACAACACUUGAGGUUCCAGACAAGUUUGCCGCACAGGUCAAGCAGCUGGUUGCAGACCUACAGGCUGAGAAUGCAGCAAAUGCCGCAGCUGCCGCAGGUGAAGCUGAUGACGAGGGAGAGGAGAUCGAAGUCGAGGUGGAGCUCGGCACCAAUGAUCCCACUGCUGAUCCACUUGACAAUCCUUCAGCUGAGCUAGAACAGGAGGAAGCUGCUGCUGAGUUGGUAGAGGAGGACGAAGAUAAAGGCGAAGAUGAUGAGGAUCGCAUGCCCAUCGAUCCCCUAGAGGCCGCACGUGUGCCAGCUACAGACGAAGGUAUACGCGCAGAAUCGUCUUCGGACAACAUUGGGGACGAGACCGAGCUGCCAUCCGAGACGGCUGUCUUUGCGGAGAUUGCAGCUGUGCAGGACGAUCUAGAUGCUCAAGAUGCUCUCCGGGACGAUGUGCAAAUGGCGGAAAACGUUCAGCCAGAAGUCGAGCGUGAGAGCUCGCCAAGCAAUGUCUCAGUCGACGUUCACCAGGAAAUUACCGAGGUUUCUUCGUUCCCGCAGGCUGAUGGCACAAACGAGGUCGAAGUCUUCCAUGCACAUAUCGAUGAGCACGCACACAUCCACGAGCACGCCCAUGCCACUGAGCCUGCGGCCGGUUCGGUUGUUGGUUCGCUUUUCUCUGGUUUCUAA